GGUUGGCGGCGGUUUUUCCUACGAGAUGCUGGUGUUGGUGUUGGUGGUGGCGGCGACCUUGCGGCUCCGCUUGCUGGCCGGAGCUCAGCCGCUGUGCCGUGUUCACACGGUAAGGACAGGAAAGGUGUUUCACGUCAGUCAGCAAAUUCAAGGGGACCGUCUGUAUUUUGCAUAUAGGACAUCACGCUUGAUUAAACAUCCUUGCAAGAACAACAUAGUCCUGUAUCUAGGAAGACAGAUUUUUUUCACAAGAGAUAACUUCCAAAAUAGUCUCCUUCCUCUUUCCAUCCCUGCAUCAAUGAAGGCCGGCACCCCGGAAGUCACAUCGGCACACAUCGCUGACUCCGUGUUGCUCUUCGUAGUGAAUCAGAAAGUCUAUAUUUAUGAUUAUAAAGCCAAUUCCUGGAACGCAUCUAGAGGUAUACAACACCCCGUUUCACAUAUUUCUGGUGACAAUUGCUGUUACAGCAGACAUCCCUUCUGUGUGGACAUAAGUAAUUCCGUGUUUGCCUAUUUGCACGGGGACCCGAUGUCUCAGACCACCGUGUACUUCUCCAACACCCGGGGAUACGAAUUUCAGAAGUUUGCCUACGAAGGACAGGCAGGACUAGUCGGGACUUUGGGUGGGGUCUUCGACCUUCACUCCCUGUCACAGACCGGGAUGCUUCUCAUUGAUCAGCGGAAGGCCAUGUUCAGCUACUCAGAACACCCCCUGAACCGCAGCCUGGGGCUGCCCUUUGACUACAACGAGACCCUUGACGUCCUCGUCACCCCUGGCCAGAAGGGCGUGCUGGUCUUCUGGUCUGAGAAGAGCCUGCUGCUUUCUGGAAACUCAGGUCAGCUGGUCGACCUCAUGGAGGUGGCCGAAGGGCCUCACACCUCGUACUUCUCCGUGGCCGAGGCCAACAUCACCAUCCACAGCAUCGCCGCCAAUCAGAACGAACUGGCGAUUUUAACUCAGGAGAACAGUUUGUAUUAUGCCAGCCUUGGAAUCCUGCCAACUUCUCUAAUCAAAUUUUCAGGCCAAAACAUCUGGUCCCCAGAGGCAGCCGUGAUGUUCACGGACGUGGGGAGACUGGAAAUACUGACGCCGGUCCCCGACCCGACGUCUCCAGUGUUUGAUUUCCAGAAGUGCCCCAUGAACGCUCAGGCACUUCUCAUGGACCCCAAACUCCAAGUUGACGUUUGCAAAGUGGAGCUUCUGCAGGGGGGAUUUGACAACAGGAUGUACACCAUCGACAUGAACAGCAACCUGGAGCUGACGGCGCUCAUGGUCCCGCGGCCGGGCACGUCGCCCCUCCCGCUGGCAAUGGUGAGCAACCCCUACUCCCUAGGGCUGCAGGUCACCAUCUAUGAGGAAGGCUACACCUACGACGGGAACACCAGGCACAGACUGAACAUUUCCCUGAAGCAGCAGCACCACGGGGGCAGGGCCGACCCCAACUUCACCUCCAGCAUAAAGAGACCCACAGUAUCUACCAUCACUCUGGACAUAGCCAACAAGGAAGUUUCCUGUGUGGACCUCAAGCCACUGACGGCGCUCAUUUCGGUGGGUUGUGACCUGGAGAAGAAGAUCGUCAUUCAGAACGAAAUCUCGGCCUGUUACAAGGGCAUCCUGGACGCCGUGGGCCUUCAGGACAACUACACCUAUGUCAUCGAGAAGGAAGCCUAUGACCCCAAUUUCCAGGGACAGAAGUCCCGCGAGGACCUGGUGGUUCACUACCGGUACGAGAAGCUGGGCUGCCCGCACCUCGUCUACUACAACACCCCCUGGAGGCCGGUGGUGGAACUGUGGCGGGAAGGAAAGUUCCAGGAGGUGUCAAAGGCGGAGUUCGUGCUGCUGGAGGUGAACGGGCUGUUCACGUACACGUACACGCUGACUGCCCGCACGGCACGCUGCAAGGCCCAGCCGCAGAACUGGACCACCGUCAUGGGCAGCGCAGGCCACAAAAGGCCCUUCCCCUGGAACCGAGAGAACUACAUCAGCUGCCAUGACACCAACAACGACGCCCCUCUGAGAUGGCCAGAUGUCCCGUAUCAGAUCCUGGGAGGCCCAACAGCAAACAAGGUUAUUUUUGAGCAAAGGAACGGGAUCUACACCUUCUUCCUUUCUAUCGUGGAUCCGUACUACAGUUACUGCCACUUGGAGGCCACCUUCAGCGUCUACGUCUACGGGGCCUUGCCCCCGUCCAUCAUCCCGACGAUGGUCACCGUCAUCCCGCUCAUCGUGGCCAUCCUGCUGUCCGUGUGGCUGGCCUACGUGACCCCCAGGCUGCUGCACACGCAGAAGGGCCUCAGGCUCAAGGCGUUCUGGAAGAGCCUGUGCCGGCGAUGCAAGCAGCUUUGCCGGCGCUGAGCGCACCCCAGGGGAGCCCAGGGCCCUCCUAAAAUAAAGCGUUCCCGGGCUGUUCUGUUUUCCCGA
Suricata suricatta (meerkat) is the source of this 2422-nucleotide messenger RNA. It is a transcript of the gene CATSPERD, whose product is annotated as cation channel sperm associated auxiliary subunit delta. Gene Ontology annotation, biological process: flagellated sperm motility; sperm capacitation. The transcript has 22 exons. The record is from RefSeq and is a predicted model, not a curated record. Lineage: Eukaryota; Metazoa; Chordata; Mammalia; Carnivora; Herpestidae. Bases 26 to 2356 code for a protein of 776 amino acids. Gene Ontology annotation, cellular component: sperm principal piece; CatSper complex.